UGCCUAAAGAAGGCCCACCGACCACACAGACCCUACACUACUGCUGUACUGCCGCUUAACACGCGACCUGCGCUCCUGUACCUGACAGCUGCGAGCGGCGGCGGCGGCCCUUGAGAGAGGCACAUCUUACCAACAACCCAAAGGUUCAAGCUCCUUUCUUUCUCACAUGGCCAUCUCUUCGCUGGCGAGACGCCAACGGGUGACCGCGCUCCUUGGAGCCGCUGCCGUGGCGAUACUGUCCCGGGCUUACUUCGUGGAAGUUUGGAAGGGGGUAGUGGUUCGAGGUGGUGGAGACACAAAUGCGAAUGGCUACUACAAAUGGGAACCUACAAAGAGGUCGUACAUCAAGAGCGCGCAAGCACCGGCGGGAGCGUGGCGAGUCCCGAACGUGUACGAUUUGGUAUCUCGAGGGCCUCAGUUCAGGAAGGACGCCGGGCCGCUUUAUUAUUUGAAGGCCAAGGAUAUGCAACAGCAGUCGCGGGUUUGGUUCGUGAUGCGGUCGGACGAACCGGAGUACCAGAACCCGAACGCCCUUUCCGUUCUGGACAACACGCCUCCGUCUACUGGCUGGGGCGUGAGGUCGCGGAAAGACAUAGGGGACGGCGUUCGCCCCCCGCCGGAGGUACACGUUUGCGGGAAGAGGGUGGCGCCGGACGCGGACCCUGCGGAGCAACGAAACGGCCGCGGAGGCGGUAGGAGAGGGAAGAGCGCGUUCCAGUUGGGCAGGGGACCUGCCGAGAUCGUGAGCUACCCCGGCACGGUUCUGCUGCUGGUCAUCAACCUCGCCUUCGCGUAUCAUCUCUGGGCGAAGCGGGUGUCUCCCGACGCCGUGGCUAUCAGCUACUCCCUGUUUUGGGAGGAGCGUGAGUACUGGCGGCUCUUCACCGCGUCCUUCAGCCACUUCGAGCCGCUGCACCUGGUCUUCAACGCCAUGGGAACGUGGAACACCCGCGAGCUAGAGCGGCUGCUGGGGACUUUCCGGUACCUGUACUUGAGUCUCGACCUGGUGGUGACGACGAUAAUGCUGGUGAUGGUGAUCAAGCAUGCCCUAGUGAAGUGGUGGGGCGUGGAGAGCCAGCGGUCGAGGAAGGCGGUCGGGUUCUCGUGCGUGCUGUUCGCCUACAUGACCUACCUGGCGGUGGCCAUGCGCGAGUUCUGCCCGAUCGGGCAGUCCUUCUCGACCCUCUGCUUCAGCACCUUGAACAUCCCAAUGUUCUGGGGCAUGCCUUCUCUCCCGGUUAACCUGGGGCCGUUCGCGUCCCUGGCGAUCGCACAAGUCGUCAUGCCCAGGGCGGCCUUCCUUGGCCACUUGUCGGGUAUUUUCAUGGGCUACUUGAUGGCCUGGGGGUUCCUUGGAGGUCUCUCCAUCCCUCUCCUUGCCGGCAUCUCGGUGAUUUUCAUGCUCCAGCACUCCAAGGCCUGGGCACGCAAGAUGCCGGACUUCUCUCUGCUGCUCCAGAGCUGGGCGGGGGGCGACGCGGGAAGGGUCGCCCGCGCACGGAGGAUGGGGUAUGCCUUCGCGGCCCACGUGUGCCUGGCGGUAGCGUUUUCUUUGCUCUUUUCCUGGGGCUCGGCGGUGGGGGAGGUAAUGGCGCUCGUCGUCGGCUUCAAUGCUCUGCAGGCGCUCAAGUGCUGCUGCUGCCCCGACAGUGUGCCGGCGGAGCACCGUUUCUGUGUCAAUCUUCUCAAGGCCUAUGGGGCACUAAGCGCGAUCCUGCUCGUCAGCGACUUGCUCUCGUUUGGUGCCAUUUUGGGCCAGUCUUGCUUCGUGACCUGGUCGGGCGUGUCGGACACCUCGAGGCAUUGUGGGCUAGCCUUGCUGCUGGUGGCUGCGGCGGUGCACGGCCUGGCGGUGGCUGCUUGCAUCGAGGGGGGGGUCAUCUUUCGCGAUGGACAGACGUUUUUGUCGACCAUUGGGCUUAAGCAAGUGGUGACCGCCUACUCCCUCGGCGCCAACAGCGCGGAAAUCAACGGCGGCGACAACACCAUCACCACCGCCAGCACGCCUUCCUACGUGGCCGCUGCCGCAAUCACGUCCGGGAGGCUGUACAGGGGGGGCGGGCGGUCUACCGGCACCACGGCCUCGAACAGGACGGGCUCGACCGUUUCUCGCGGAAACGGCGGGACGCAGGCGUCGGGUACAAGGUCGAACCGCAGCCCCCCGGCGGGGCGGGGUGGGGGGGGAGACGUGGGUCUUCCGUUGUUGGGGAGGGAGGGCGAGGGGGGCAACGCGCUGGGGGAGAUCGAGCUGUAGGGUGGGGGGCAGACCCUCCACCACGGGCAUCCUGGGUGUGGCGUGUUCGUUGCUGUACUUGUCUUUCGGGCUUGCUUGGAGAGGAAGAAGGAGCGUGCAGCUGGCCACUUCGAGUUCUGAUGGUUUCGAAGAAAGCCCGUAUUUUAUGCAUGCACGUAGCCAGUUUGAAUUUUUGGUUGUUUUUCGUUUUUUGUGUCGGCUACCGCUCUCUCCGGCGCGAGCCGAUUGCGUCCGGUUCGCUGAGGAAUCGUGCUUUCAUCUCGCCAUCCUUGGGGUUCUGUGACGGAAUUGCUCACAUGUACUCGUUUUUUUUUUUUUGUGGGUUUUUCGUCGGUGACCACCAUUGUGGUGGACAGUACAAGACGAAAGGAUCGUCUUGUGUAGCGUCAACGGGUGUUCGUGUGGUUGACAAUUUCGUUCGAAGUAUUUUUCUUGUCGUUUGUACCUUGUUCCUUUUCCGACGUGUGUAGGAUCUGAGUAGGAAGCUCCGGCCGGCAUUAUUUUUGGAAGACAAAAACGCCGACAACAACAACCGGAGAAGCGACCGAUUGUUUUUACCAGCGAGGGAAAAACAGUUUGGAGCGGUUUUGUCACUUCGUGCUCACUUCAGCGAGGGCUCAGCAACGAAUCCAAUCCAUUUGCGUGUGUCGGAAACAAGUCAUUGAUUGUGCUGGCUCCUGGCUUGAGCAAAUGAAGGCAACUAGAACACUCGUCAAGUCGUACCGCCGGCAUGUGUCGAUACCGCCCUAAUUGAGGCGGUUCAUUGGGGGAGUCAAGGAUAAGGAAUCUCAGUCUUCAUCCUCGCCUUGCUGAU
Ectocarpus sp. CCAP 1310/34 is the source of this 3068-nucleotide messenger RNA. NCBI's taxonomy places the organism in Eukaryota, Phaeophyceae, Ectocarpales, Ectocarpaceae. The record is from the annotation of a GenBank genome assembly.